CGUUGCCUGCUUGCUUGUCAGGAAGAAAGAGCUGCUGUGUUGAGGCCGAAAACUCAGACACAACCAGGACCUGGACGAUACUGGAAUACCUCUGAGGAAGGGAUAUCUGCUCUACCGGACAGCCUGAAGGCGCAGCCGAACCAACCGAGCUCCGGAGCGGCACCGGCCGAGUCCCCGCUGUCGAGGCCGCCGUGUGUUGUGUUUCUCCUCGUUGACUGUGUGCCGCUGCCUGCUGGUCACAGUAAUCCGGACCCGCCGCUAUUAAUGAGACUGAGAGUAGACCGGAGCUGCUGUGUGUCGACGCAGCCACAAACCUCUCUGAGAUUUAAGUCUUUAUCCAGCCCGCAGGAGAAAUAACGGCUCGGCUUUUGUUGCUAGUUACCGGGGCUAACGGCUGGAGCUCGCGGACCGGAUAAAAAGCUUCAACUAUAUGGAACAAGUCAGCGGCGGACUAUCGUGUCAUUUUAGCGCAAGAACUGUUAUGACUGCCCCACAGACACCAGUCUUAUUCUAAAGCAGCACCGUGGGCUUUGCUACCGGGGGAUUUACUUGACCGAGGCGGUAGAAAUCAGCAGUUUGAAGCCUCUCUGCAUCAGUGCCAUGAAUCAGCCUGGACAACAGCUGCUCCCCACAUAGAGGCCACCCUACCUCUCUUUUCAUUUGUCUCAGUCCAGAGGAUGCUGGGAAUGUGUCGCGGACGCAGGAAGUUUCUGGCGGCCUCCCUCGCCCUGCUCUUCAUCCCAGCACUCACCUGGCUUUACCUGUCAGUCGGGAGUUUUCAAGUUAAGCCCCUCCCACUCUCCCCGUUGGAGGCCCAAUCGUCCACACCAUUGGGCGGAGCUGGCGAGCGGCAGGCGUUGGAGUUGCGGGUUCGAGCAGUGGAGGAGGAGAACAGGGCAUUACGACGGGAGCUAAGCCGACCUCCAAGGAGCCCGGCAGCUCGCCUUCCAAAUGGCGGUCACCGUGGCAACCAAAGUCGAACCCAUUCAGAGGAGGGUACGGGCGACAAUGAGGGCCAGAAAGCUGUGGCGUUGGGAAACGCCUCCGACUGUGUCCAGCAACCAGUGGUGGAUAAGUGUGAGACCAUCCACGUGGCCAUUGUUUGUGCCGGUUACAACGCCAGCAGAGACGUGGUGACAUUAGUGAAAUCUGUGCUGUUUCACAGGCGGAAUCCCCUACAUUUCCAUUUCAUCACAGACUCCAUAGCUCAGCAGAUCCUGUCCUCUCUGUUCCACACCUGGAUGGUUCCUGCCGUCAGGGUCGACUUCUACGAUGCAGAUGAGCUGAAGUCUGAGGUGUCAUGGAUCCCAAACAAACAUUACUCUGGGAUCUAUGGCCUGAUGAAGCUGGUGCUCACCAAGACGCUGCCGUCCGACCUGCAGAGAGUCAUUGUCCUUGACACAGACAUCACCUUUGCCACUGACAUCGCUGAGCUCUGGGCUGUUUUCCACAAGUUCAAAGGUCAGCAAGUUCUGGGACUAGUGGAGAACCAGAGUGACUGGUAUCUGGGGAACCUGUGGAAGAACCACCGACCCUGGCCUGCCCUGGGUCGAGGCUUCAACACCGGAGUGAUCUUGCUUCUUUUGGAUCGGCUACGGAAGCUGAGAUGGGAGCAGAUGUGGAGGUUGACUGCAGAGAGGGAACUAAUGAGCAUGCUGUCUACGUCCCUAGCAGACCAGGACAUCUUCAAUGCUGUGAUCAAACAGAACCCCUUCCUGGUUCACCAGCUGCCCUGCUUCUGGAACGUCCAGCUGUCAGACCACACCCGCUCUGAGAAGUGCUACAAAGACGUGUCAGACCUGAAGGUGAUCCACUGGAACUCCCCCAAGAAACUGAGAGUAAAGAACAAGCAUGUGGAGUUUUUCCGGAAUCUGUAUCUAACCUUUCUGGAGUACGAUGGGAACCUGCUGCGGCGUGAGCUGUUCGGCUGUCCCAGCGAAGCCGACCACAACAGCGAGAAUCUCCAGAAGACUCUGUCUGAACUGGAUGAAGAUGAUCCAUGCUACGAGUUUCGGCGAGAACGAUUCACUGUCCACCGAACGCACCUCUACUUUCUCCACUAUGAGUAUGAACCCAGCUCUGACAACACCGAUGUGACGCUCGUCGCUCAGCUGUCUAUGGACAGGCUCCAGAUGCUGGAGGCCAUCUGUAAGCACUGGGAGGGCCCCAUCAGUCUGGCCCUGUACCUGUCCGACGCCGAGGCCCAGCAGUUCCUGCGCUACGCUCAGGGCUCUGAGGUGCUAAUGAGCCGGGGGAAUGUUGGUUAUCACAUCGUUUACAAAGAGGGACAGUUCUACCCAGUCAACCUGCUGAGAAACGUAGCCAUGAGGCAGGUCAACACACCCUACAUGUUCCUGUCAGACAUCGACUUCCUGCCCAUGUACGGAUUGUAUGAGUACCUCAGGAAGUCUGUGGUUCAGCUGGACAUGGCCAACACAAAGAAAGCUCUGGUAGUCCCGGCCUUCGAGACACUGAGAUAUCGCCUCUCCUACCCAAAGUCCAAGGCUGAGCUGCUCUCUCAGUUGGACAUGGGCACACUCUUUACCUUCAGGUAUCAUGUCUGGACUAAAGGACAUGCACCUACUAACUUUGCCAAAUGGCGGACGGCCACUACGCCCUACAGGGUGCAGUGGGAGGCAGACUUUGAGCCCUAUGUCAUGGUGAGGAGAGACAGUCCCGAGUACGACCGCCGCUUUGUCGGCUUCGGCUGGAACAAGGUGGCUCACAUCAUGGAGCUGGAUGCACAGGAGUAUGAGUUUGUGGUUCUGCCAAAUGCCUACAUGAUCCACAUGCCUCAUGCACCCAGCUUUGAUAUCACCAAGUUCCGCUCCAAUAAGCAGUACCGGGUCUGCCUCAAGACCCUCAAGGAGGAGUUCCAGCAGAACAUGUCGCGGCGCUACGGCUUUGCCGCCUUGAAAUACAUGACAGCUGAGAACAACAGCUAGCCACCACUGCAGAGCCUCUCACCCCCAGCCCUGAACUACUGACACUCCCCCGGCUGGGGAAGGGGGCACUAAAACAGGUGGCCUAUCAGGGGCCAUGUGGAGCGUUCUGGAUCCUUUGAGACUUGAGUCACUCAGACUUUGUUCGAACAUUUGACCUUCAGUCGUGGACUGCAGGGGUCUCUAUGUCCAUACUUUGUCUUCUGCUUUGGAAGGAGGCCAUAACACAGGAGGCCAUAACUCCAGGCAGGAUGUCAAAGCUGCACAUGAGUGACUGCUUCAGCCCAGGCCCAGAUCUGUGGACCCUGAACCCAGACCCUGGAGUCUGACCGGCAGCAGCAAAAGGAACGCAGACAUUCAGUGCUUUGCCAUAUUUGUAAGACCAGUGACAGAGCUGUGGGGUUGAUGUAACGUUAUGUACGUAUGCGUGUGUGUACAUGCAGGUAAAAGUGUGACUGUGUGUUCCUCUACGACGGAGCUUAACUAGAGGCUUAAGCAGAGCUGGAGGUGUGAAGCAUUGUGGGCUUACAUUCUGUUUGCACGCUGCACCGACGAACGCAUUCCAAGUGCCACAAAGUAACAAAACGCAGCUGCAGUUUGACUGACAGCUCACCCCAACUCCAAUGCAAAUCGUCACCGGGCGGCAAGAUAAGACAAAGCAGUAAACAUGUCUCCACAGAUUUGGAAAAUCUCAUUGCGAAGAGUGACACACACUCAGAUAUUCCGGCAAGAAGCCAGCCAGGCGACCAUCUGCUGUUGCUUAAUUUGUUUCAUAGCUGAUACAGAUCAGAAUAAAUCCUCCUCCUCAUAUGACAAGGGAAGCUAAAUGCAAGGAUGGCUGGAGGUCGUCCACACGGUUGAUAUUCAGGGUAUCUCCAGCAUCAGCCAGCGAGCAGUGGGUUUUGUUACACAAUCUGACAGCAGUGUGCUUUUUUUGUGUGUUUUAAAUUUGAUCCUGGUGCGGUGCGCUGUCUACUGGAAGUCCUGUCAGUGUGAAGCUCCCGCACACAAAGUGGAGCACGAGGCAAAGCUCCAAUCACUGAGCUCACUGUUUACUUUUCUUUGCAACAAUCAGUAUUAUCUCUCAGUGUGUUUACAGUCCUGAUGUGUGGAGCAGCAAGUGCUAAACCUAAAGUUUCACCGUCUUGUCAGCAGAGACAUUCAGACACUCUCUAUCUUUCUCUAUUUUGUCUCUUUGGCCUCCAGUCUCAUGGUGUAAACUGCAUUAGGCACCACAAAUGGAAGUUUUGAGUAGGAAUCCACCAGAGGACCACAGUCUAGUUACUGGAGACAUCUACAGACCUGGGCUCCUCUUCACUGUUCAGAGGAGUUAAAUAUUAUUUCUUUUGUCAACAAUAAAAUGGCUGAAAAUGGUAAAA
Molecule: messenger RNA, 4321 nt
Organism: Sphaeramia orbicularis (orbiculate cardinalfish)
Lineage: Eukaryota; Metazoa; Chordata; Actinopteri; Kurtiformes; Apogonidae
Gene: large1
Product: LARGE xylosyl- and glucuronyltransferase 1
Exons: 15
Coding region: 678-2945 (755 amino acids)
Biological process (GO): protein O-linked glycosylation via mannose
Cellular component (GO): Golgi apparatus
Molecular function (GO): xylosyltransferase activity; glucuronosyltransferase activity
Source: RefSeq, a predicted model, not a curated record